AUGUAUCUUCCGCUCGAGCUACCUACAAUACCUCCAUUCCAGCUCUUUUGGGACAGUCAGACCGAGGUGACGGUAAAGACUGUUCUCAGGAUCAGCGUAUUGGUAGGAAGUUACCAGAAAGCACAGGAUGAGACUCUGCUGUUACUGGCAGCUGGCUUUGGAUCUAGGUUUCCAAUUGAACAGAAGCGCCAUGUCAUCCUCUUUUCGACUCCUGGCAUCACUCCGCUUGAGACGCCAACUGGUUGGCACAAAGCUGACGGCUACAACUUUGAUAUACAAGUCUCGUCAAUCGGCUUGAUUCGGGAUGUUGUGUACAAUAAGCGGAGAUACAUUUACCAGUCGUUUCUGCCGAGCAAGCCACCGAUCGAAACCGUUAAAUCCCCUUAUGAUGGCUAUGAAAACGCACUGUCUUCCGCACACCUCCAUCUGAAACCCCUUACCAAAAAGGCGAAUUUCCUCCACAAAAUCCCGUCAGAUCAUGACAAGCCAUCGAGCAAGCCGUUCUCUGUGGUACUACCCAUAUCGAGGUGUGCUGUUGAUAAUACACCUUUUGCGUUCGUCCAGCUCGCAUUGCUCAUCCCAUCGAUAAUGCAUCGCUUCGAAUCGUACCUCAUUGCCGAGAAGCUUUCCAAGUCUAUCUUGAAGAAAGUCGAUAUCUCGGAUUUGAAACUCGUCCGGACAGCUAUCAUUGCUUCGAAGGUCGGCUUAGACCGGUUCAUCAUCACACAACCAUUCAAAGGCCUGAAAUGGAGACCUCUCUAUGACGAAGACCUACUUGCAAUGGCAAAUCAGAAUGGGGAAAGGGAGGUGUCAUCAAAAGUGCUAGCUGAUGUUGUGGAGGCUCUCGUGGGAGCAGCAAUGGUCAAUGGAGGAUUUCCAAAAGCCCUCGCAUGCCUCCAGGUCUUCCUUCCAGAAAUACAAUGGAAGCCUCUUAAUACAAGAAGAGGGGAAUUGUUCGAACGAGCUGCCGACACCGACCUCCCCGAAGGUUUGAAGCCGCUUGAGACACUGAUUGGAUACCAAUUCAACAGAAAGGCACUCCUUUUAGAAGGAAUCACCCACGCUUCGUACAACGCGGGCUUGCAGUCUUACGAGAGGUUGGAGUUCUUGGGAGAUUCAAUCCUCGACAACAUUGUGGUAUUAGCCAUGUACGCCCAAAACCCAGAGCUUUCCCAUUUCCAAAUGCAUCUCCUUCGCACCGCAUUGGUAAACGCAGACUUUUUGGCCUUCCUCUGCAUGAGCUGGGGUAUCGAGCAAGAAGAAUCCAGCCUCCAACAAACGGGCGGCAAGGGUAGUGGCAGCGAUCCUGCUACUUUUGAAGAAAUUUCGACGACAGUCAAGUUCCCCCUCUGGCGCUUUUUGCGGCACAUGUCACCCACUCUAAGUUCCGUACAACUCGCUACGUCGAAACACUUCGCCGAGCUACAGCCCGAGAUCGAAAAGGUAAUCGAGAACGGCUCUCACUACCCCUGGGCCCUCCUCGCCAAGCUCCAAGCGCAGAAGUUCUACUCGGAUAUCGUCGAGAGUCUCUUAGGAGCAGUGUGGAUCGAUUCUGGCUCGCUAGACGAAUGCACGGCAAUGGUCGAGAGGAUGGGUAUUCUCAAAUACCUCCGGCGCAUAGUGCAGGAUGGCGUUCAUGUGAUGCACCCGAAGGAAGAACUGGGUAUCCUAGCCGACGACCUCAAAGUCAAGUAUUCGAUAAGGAUCGAUAGUGUGAAACAGUAUGUGUGCGAGGUGUUUGUGGGCGCGGAGAGGAUUGUUCAGUAUGAAGGAGGUGUGAGUAAAAUGGAGGCGCAGACAAAGGCCGCGGAACUAGCUGUCGCUAUUCUGGGGACGCGAAAGGAUGGUGUUGGUGGCGGGGAGGUGGAUGUUGUAGGCGAUGCAAUGGUUGAAUAG
This is a messenger RNA of Lachnellula hyalina, 1896 nucleotides long. It is a transcript of the gene DCL-2, whose product is annotated as Dicer-like protein. Lineage: Eukaryota; Fungi; Ascomycota; Leotiomycetes; Helotiales; Lachnaceae. The transcript is spliced from 3 exons. The record is from RefSeq and is a predicted model, not a curated record. Gene Ontology annotation, molecular function: RNA binding; ribonuclease III activity. Bases 1 to 1896 code for a protein of 631 amino acids. Gene Ontology annotation, biological process: siRNA processing. Gene Ontology annotation, cellular component: RISC complex; nucleus; cytoplasm.